UCUAAAAAAUAAUGUAACUUGACUAAUGACGUAAUUUUGUAGCAUAUACCGCCACAGGUAUGGAAACCAUAUUUAAAUGGUUAUAAGAUCUGAAACUUACGGAUGAGCCAGUGUAGACAAGAAAGCUUCAAAAAAAGGUCUCGAUAUGCCGCGAAACAUCUAAAACAACAAUUAGUAGCAAGAAAUUAUGUCGUAUAUAUUUGCUCACAACAUUUCUCCUUUUCUCUGUUCCGUUCGGGGUACGUCAUCGUGUAGGUACUUACUAGCAGCUUCCAAAGAUUGCUAACUACUAACAGCUUAUACUAGAGUAACGAGAACGAAAGUAAUUGUGUUCUAGUGUUAUUAUACUGUUUGGUGUGUUGACGCAAUAGAAGUUUUUAAACCAUCUUAACCAUAAUAAUACAUCUUAAAAUAUCGAUAUGUUUCGCCCCUUUUUGCUUCUUGUAGCAUUUAUGUUUGUUUACUGCUCAUCAGUAGUGAACCGACAGAAGGUUCUUUUAAUACUAGUUGAUGGUUGUCGGUGGGAUUAUCCGGACGAAGAAAAAGGUUUGACGGGAUUCCGCAGGAUGGCUGAAAAUGGUGUUCGAGCAAAGUAUGUAACUCCGAUCUUUCCAAGCAACUCUUACCCAAAUUGGUAUACGAUAGUAACAGGUCUCUAUGCAGAGAAUCAUGGGUUUGUCCAGAAUUACUUGUACGACCCUGAUAAAGGCGACUUCUUUCUCAUGGCACCAGAUCCAAGCGCUAGUGUAGCUCACUGGUGGAAACAAGCUGAACCAUUAUGGAUAACAGCUAAAAAGAACAAACUUAAAAGUGCUCUUUACUGGUGGGAUGGAUGCCAAGUGGAAAUUCGUGGAGAGAAACCGAAUGAAUGCAUCCAGUACAAAUCUCUGAGUGAGUGGUAUAGUCUGGAUGAAGAUGUGUUAAAUAAACUGAAUGAAACAUUAGAAAAAUUUCAGAAUCAUGAACUUGAUCUUGUACAGUUAUAUUAUGAACCAGUUGAUGGCAAUGGUCAUAUGUAUGGGCCAGAUUCAAAUGAAAGAAAGGUUUCCUUUGCCCGUAUUGACAGAAUACUUGACUCAUUACAAACUGAACUUGAAAAACGAAAUAUGAAAGAUGAGGUUAACUUGGUUAUUGUAUCAGACCAUGGAAUGACUUCCACUGAUCCUACUAAAGGCUUAAAAGUGAUCAAUAUCAGUGACACCAUUGACCUUCAGGACUUGAAAUUCAUGAUUUAUUCUGGAGCUUCAAGUAUGAUAAUUCCAACAGAAGGACAGGAAGAUAAGGUAUAUGAAGCCUUAAUGAAAACAAAAAUAGAUGGACUUCAUGUGUACAAAAAAGAAGACAUUCCUGAAGAGUACCACAUCAAACACAACCGUUUAACUACACCUAUUAUUCUGAUAGCAGACUAUGGAUAUUAUAUAGCAGGACUUGGAGACCCAGUAAAAAGUAAACCUAACUCAACAAAAAUCAGUCUUGGUAGUCAUGGCUAUGAUCCAAUUAAGGUACAAGAUAUGAGAACCAUUUUCUUUGCCAGAGGCCCAGCUUUUAAGAAAGGUUUCAAGUCAGGACCAAUACAUAUGGUGGACCACUAUAAUCUACUGUGUCAUCUACUAAACAUUGAGCCCCUUGCCAAUAAUGGCACAUGGAGUAAUGUUAAGGAUAUGCUCAAUACUGGGACAAACCUUUCUCCAACUUUGUAUUUCUUUCAGUCAUUUGCAUUGUUUUUUACUAUGAUACAUCUUGGUAACUCGCAGUAAUGUAGUUUUUUCUGUUCAGACCCACACAUAAAUAUGAUCAUGUUCACAAAAAUCAUGAGAAUUUUCUUUCUCAUUUUUAAGUACAGUUGUUAUAAAAUCAAAGACAUUUUCAGUGGUGUUUUUUUGUAUGCCAUAAUUUCUGAUGCUGCUUGAGUUCUAAAUCAUGUGUUAGUUAUAGCUUAAGACAGUAGAUAUUUUAAAUAAUGUGAGUAAAUAAUACUUUUGUGUGAAAUAAAAAUUCAGCUUUUUAUAACUUGU
This is a messenger RNA of Limulus polyphemus (Atlantic horseshoe crab), 2015 nucleotides long. Its product is annotated as ectonucleotide pyrophosphatase/phosphodiesterase family member 6-like. The record is from RefSeq and is a predicted model, not a curated record. The coding region runs from base 420 to 1757 and encodes 445 amino acids. The transcript has 7 exons. NCBI's taxonomy places the organism in Eukaryota, Metazoa, Arthropoda, Merostomata, Xiphosura, Limulidae.